CAAAAUGGUGUGGAGGCAUCCGGAUGCUGUUCUCAACGAUCCGGAGCCUUCCGAGUCUGAAUUGAAUGAUGCCUUUCUUUCAGCCAUUCGGGGGUGCCCUUCGAGGGUUCGUCCUUUUCCCGAACAUUUGUUAGUGCUUUUAGGGGUUAGUAAUAUUUGGGCAAAAGUUGAUCGGGAUCCGGUGUUGAUGAGAAAUGGCCUUGUUAUGUCUGCUUUGGACUUCAUCAAGAGUGACGACACGUCCGAUGUGGUUUUUGAAGAUGCUCCAACUGUUUCGGGUGAGAAUGUUGUGGUGAGAACUUCUGAGCAAAGGUUUGGGGGUUCGGGUUAUGUCAGUGUUGCAAAUGUGAAGGGUUUUACCAAGUCUAAUGUUCCCAAGCCUUCAACUCGCCGGUUAUCUCGUCGUUUACUGAAAGCUGCUCCUCAAUCCACUUCCACUGAGCCAGUGGAUUUGAGUGAUGAUAUCGAGGCUUCUGAGGAUCAGGCUGAAGUGGAGGCUGAAAAGGAGAAGGAGUUAGUUGUCCAUGGUAAGAAGGUUCGAGGGAAGAAGGGUGUUGCUACCCCUGUUCAAGGAUCGUCGAGCAAAGAUGCUGAAGGGUUGAACCCUGAGGGCAUUUAUGUGCCUGCUUGGCAAGUGAAGAAUGAUGAUACUUUCAAGGAUGCUGCCGUCUGUGAGGAUGUGGUUACUUACCUUUUGCAUUCCAAGGAAUUUAACUCUGCCCUUGGUGAUGUUUACACAAAGCUGCUGAACCUGGGGAAGCAUCAAGGCCUUACUGCUGGCUAUAAACUUCAUGAAUCUGGGCAGCCUUUGGAGAAGUCACCCAUGUUUCGCCCUGAGGCUUCUGAUAUCUUCAAGGCUUCUGUUGAGCAGAUGGAGAGGCUGACCUAUCCCUUCAUUCAUGAGGUUUGUGCUGAGGUUUUGGGUUCCUUGUCAAAGAAGAGGUCCUACUCUGGGGAUAGUGAUGAUACCCUUUCGAGCCUGCCUGAAGCCUCGAAGGAUGCCGGUUUGGAAACCUCUGCUGUUGGUGGUGAAGAAGGUCCCAAGGUGAAGAAGACCAAGAAAGCCAAAAAGUCUAAGGGUUUUGGGGACCCUUAA
This is a messenger RNA of Helianthus annuus (common sunflower), 1096 nucleotides long. RefSeq lists its product as uncharacterized. Bases 5 to 1096 code for a protein of 363 amino acids. The record is from RefSeq and is a predicted model, not a curated record. The transcript is spliced from 5 exons. Lineage: Eukaryota; Viridiplantae; Streptophyta; Magnoliopsida; Asterales; Asteraceae.